AGGGGAUAAUGACGACCGCCUAGGUCGAUAAUCCACAUGGCUAAUGUCUUAAUUGGUCAAGCUUUACACUGCGACCAGACUUUUUUAACAUUUGGGUUACUUGGCUAUUUACGCGAUGACUGAAUCACUGAAGCGUGCCGUGUAUGACCUAUGCUAUAGAUGUUAUGAUUCAACGUUAUCGAAUCGACCAGUACGGAAUUGUCGUUUAAUCAGAUGGGCGGAGUUAUGGCAUUGACAUAGCCACUAUAAACUAAUUUCCCAAGACACAACGAUUUUGAUUGGCUAAAAAAGUAGAUAAGAGUUACUUCCCUUUACGGUCGCUAUGCGACUUGAAAGACCGAUUUAGAAAGUGAGUUGCAGAUUCUGGGAAAAAUGGAUGCUGCGAGCGAAAAUGGAAAGUCGAAGCAACAGAAAUUAACACAAUUCUUUAGAAAAGAAAGCGGACAGAAUAAUGUAAACUCAGGAAAUGACCAAAUGUUAGGUUCGCGAUCGGAGGACGUCUAAAAUAGUGCAGACGUGAAUGCAGAAUCAGAAACGUCUAUACCUGUCAAGGUUCACGGUUUCGUCGAUGAAUGCACUUCAGGAGGGCACACCGCCAUAAAAACGGGUACUACAUGAAUGGUUCCACAGGCCAGGGUGGGGAAUCAACAGCUUCACUGCUGCAGGAGCCAAAGAUCCCCACCCGUGAAAACCCAGAACAGUUUUUACCUAUUCCUAGAUUAAAAUUCUGGCAAGCAGCAGCCAUAGUGUUUGUUAUAUCAGUUGUGUGCUUUGCAGUAACUUACAAUGGUGACUUCGUGUUCGAUGACAGCGAAGCCAUUGUGGGGAAUAAUGAUCUCUUGCCUGAGUCCUCCGUCUGGGAUUUGUUUAACAACGACUUUUGGGGCAAUAAGCUCGACUCCAAAACCAGUCACAAGUCUUAUAGACCUUUGACUGUGUUGACAUUUAGGUGGAGUUAUGCCUUAGGAAGUGGCCUUAACCCUUUGUACUUCCACAUUCCAAACAUCGUUCUUCACGGCAUUGUCAGUGUCCUGUUGCUAUGCAUGUUCUCCAUUUUGUUUGGAGGAUAUUCUGUUUCCAUGACUACGGGGCAGCUAGAGUUCAAGGCAGCAAGGUCAUCCCUGUUGUGUGCAGCUUUGUUUGCUGUUCACCCCAUUCACACAGAAAGCGUGUCAGGCAUAGUAGGCCGGGCAGACCUCCUGUGUGCGGUGCUAUUUAUUGGUUCAUUCUUACUCUAUGUGAAGUCCUGCUCAAUAGAAACUCAGAGAUAUGACUCAAGGUAUUCAAUAUUCCGUCCAGAGCAGUUCUCGUUGGGCUACCUGCUCUCCAGCAUGCUGCUCUGUAUGUUGGCAGUGCUGUGCAAGGAGCAGGGCAUCACCGUCAUUGGGAUAUGCAGUGCAUACGACAUCGUUGUCAUUUGUGGAGUGGACUUGCUGGAAUUGGUUGGUCUCCGCAAAAAAUGUCAACAGAAUGGAAAGUCACAGGCAACACAGGCAUGGGUUGUAAGCCUGAUAAAGCGCCACCUGGUGUUGUUGUCUGCUGGCCUACUGGUGUUCCUGUACCGCUGGAGGAUCAUGGGAUCGGCCCCGCCCGUGUUCCAGGUGUUUGACAAUCCACACUCCUUUGUGAAUAACACUGUGAUCAGGAGCACAAACUACAACUACUUGUACUCCAUAAACAUUUGGCUACUUCUCAAUCCCUGGUGGCUGUGUUUUGAUUGGUCAAUGGGCUGCGUUCCUGUCAUUGAGUCAUUGGCCGAUCCCAGAGUGCUUGCAGCCUUCAGUGUCUGGAUUUUCAUUGGUUGUCUUGUGUGGGCGUGCCUUAAGGGACCAAUCACCCAAGAUCAGAGAACUUUGACAAUGGCCUUGGCACUCAUCAUCAUUCCAUUCCUUCCGGCUAGUAACUUGUUCUUCCGCGUGGGGUUUGUGAUAGCAGAGAGGAUCCUGUACCUGUCCAGUAUAGGCUACUGCAUGGUGGUUGUUCUGGGCGUGAGGCAGCUGUGUAGUACAUACCCACAACACUCCAAGCACAUAUCAGCGUGCCUAGCGUUCCUGCUCUGCCUAUACAGUGUGCGAUGUAUCCAGCGAAGUACAGAGUGGAAACAUGAGAUUGAUCUCUUCACUGCUGGUGCACACGUCUGUCCGGGAAAUGCAAAAGUGCACUAUAACAUUGCCAAACUGAAUGCAGACAGUGGGAACAUUGAUGUAGCGAUCCACAAAUACAGGCACGCAAUAGAGUUGAACCCGCAGUAUGACCAGGCUAUGAACAACCUGGGAAACAUUCUCAAGGACAGGAAUGAGCUGGAUGAAGCAGAACAUCUUCUGGAAAGGGCUGUAGCUGUCAGAGAGGAGUUUGCGGCGGCAUGGAUGAACCUGGGCAUCGUGAAGGCUGCCUUGAAGAAGCACGCUGAGGCAGAGCGCUGCUACUACACCGCCAUCUUGCACCGACGUAAAUACCCAGACUGCUUCUAUAACCUGGGCAAUCUGUACCUGGACAUCAAGCAAUAUGACCGGGCAAUAGAGGCGUGGACAAAUGCCACUAAAUUGAGGCCUACCCACACCAAUGCGUGGACCAAUAUGGCCUUAGUGCAUGACUCAUUAGAGCAAUAUGACAAGAGCAUCGCUGUUGCCAAGCAGGGCCUCAAGCACCUGCCAGGGGAGUCCCAGCUGUACUUCAGCAUUGCAAACGCCUACGGCAAGUUGUCCCGAUACGCCGAGAGUGCCGAACACUUUGAGAAGGCCAUUGCUCUGAAGCCAACCAAAGCACAGUAUUACGCAAAUUAUGGUGUGCUGUAUCACAGAUGGGGCAAGCUGGACAAGGCUGAACUCAUGUACAUGAAGGCUCUCCAGCUGAAUCCGGAUGAACCCAACCUGAAGGAAAACCUGGCCAUGCUUCAACGCAAGAAAACUCAGUGAUACUCUGAAAGAUGUCACCUGUAAAACUGAAUGUGUUAGUGCCAAGAAAGGAAGUUAAGCAAAUGAGCGUUGCUGUUGGAAGACCAGGCUUAAUGCAUGCUCGUAAUGUGUCAUAUGAACAAGAUGAAAAAGUGCAGUCUGCUUAUCAGAGACGCCUCUGCGCUGCGUAGGCUAAUCAGGGACGACGCUUUGUAUGGUACUUUCUGUUUAAAGGAAGUCUCUUUUUUGUGAGAAUCCAGUUUAGGCGAAAGUGUUGUUGACACUUGACACGCAUCUAUUUAGCCCCACUUUUGGUUUGUGCCGAAAAGGAAGUUAAGCAAAUGAAAAAAAUGUUUUGGUCAUUCUGGGACGACACUUUACGCACAUGCAUUAGGCCGUAUGUUUCCAAGUGCACGUCCCAUAUGAAAGAGCCAGAAAGGAAGAGAAUCCAUUUAUUAAUAUCAAAUGUUGUCGUUUUUGUGGCCAAAGAGGAGUUUGCCUUUAAUGUAUAUGAAACACAUGAAGAAGAAUGGUACCCAUCAUGUCAGUGGAGGAAAGAUAUUGGCAGGAUAGAUCGUGACAGUUUGAAGAGUGGUGACAGAAUGAAAACAUUCUUCAUGUGGACUCGGAAAAGAAAAUUUCUGUAUUAAAUUAUUUUAUUUGCUUGCAAGAAUGCUUGUUAAUGUGGAAUUGAUAACAUAUAUACGUAACAGCUCUAACAUAUUUUCACAAAAUCAAAUCUGAUGGCAUAGUUUUGUUGCUGGUUGCGAUACCAUUGUGUUUGCUGUAGGGUGAUACCCCUGGGGCCGUAUUCACCAAUCCAUUCUUAGACUUAAGAAUAAUUUGUUUCAUAUAUAUAUGCUUCAAAUUUUGCUUUUGUUAUUAAUUCAUUGUCCUAAUUGAAGCAUUUUUUUGUUAGAGGUAUUUAAUUUUGUGUAACAUUAACCUUUAUUAUACUGUCAGAAAAAAAACAGUUUCAAUAAUAUUCUUUCUGUUCAGACUUGAUUAAUUCUUGGAUUAUAGUGUUGUGAAUAGGCACCCAUGUCAUUGCUGAUCUCGUGUCAGAGACCUGUCUAUUUUGUCUAGUGUUGUGACUUACAGUACUGAUUACCUUGCUAAAUAAGUAUCAAAAGGGUUAUAUAGGGGUGUAAUGUCUCCUCCUUUCAGCUGACUUCCUCACUUUAAACGUCAAACUUAUUUUACAAAUAGUUGUUAACUUUGCUAGAUUUAUAUAAAAAUAGAGGUUAAUUAAAACCUGUAAGGGGAUAGGGCAUUUUCCUCCCUGAGGUGGUUCUUAAAUCCGGCCCCUGGUUAUAAGAAGAAGCUUAUUUUCAACAAAGUGUAAAAACUAAAUUCAAGCAUCUAAUGACU
Messenger RNA from Dreissena polymorpha, 4265 nucleotides. Its product is annotated as protein O-mannosyl-transferase TMTC4-like. The record is from RefSeq and is a predicted model, not a curated record. The transcript is spliced from 16 exons. Gene Ontology annotation, biological process: endoplasmic reticulum unfolded protein response; protein O-linked glycosylation via mannose. The coding region runs from base 573 to 2915 and encodes 780 amino acids. Lineage: Eukaryota; Metazoa; Mollusca; Bivalvia; Myida; Dreissenidae. Gene Ontology annotation, cellular component: endoplasmic reticulum. Gene Ontology annotation, molecular function: mannosyltransferase activity; protein binding.